AUGUCGAGCUCUAUGCUUGAACCGAUGUACGCUAUUCAGGAGGUCCCAGGUAAGGGAAAAGGACUCAUCGCCACACGAACAAUCCCUAUGGGCACAUGCAUCCUUUCCGAAGAGCCCAUCAUCAGAGUCCCAGAGGAUGCUUCAGCCACAACGGUCCUGCAGGCAUCUAUACGCAAACAAGUUGAAGCGCUCUCUGCAAAAAAACGACAAGCCUUCCUCUCCAUGCACAAUAUCUAUGCCAACGACGGUACCCCGCCGCGCCUAGGAAUAAUCCGAACAAACGCUCUACCCUUCGGAGAUUCUGUACGAGAAUCUGGUAUAUUCAUCAAUGCAUGUCGCAUCAAUCAUGCCUGCGAUAACAACGCUCAAAAAGGCUGGAACGAGAAUACCAAACGCCACACCGUCUAUGCGAAACGAGACAUCGAAUCGGAUGAAGAAAUCACAAUUUUCUACCUCGGGAUCCUCAACAAGCGCGAAACUCGACAACAGAGAUUGCGCAGUAAAUUCGCAUUCACGUGUGCGUGUAACCUCUGCUCCUUACCUCUCGAGCAAAGCGAAGCAGUCGAUAAAAAGCUCGAGGAAAUUCUCAAACUCGACGAACUCAUCAGUCGAGAUGGUAUCAUGGGAAUCCUCUCAGUCCCCUUACUCAAACUCCGCUACGUGGAUCAGCAGAUUCGAAGAUACAAUGAACUAGGACCCAAUGAUACCGGUCUCCCCAGAGCCUUCUACGACGCGGCACAGAUCUGCAUCGCGAAUGGCGAUUUAGCCCGCGCGAGAAUUUUUGUAGAGAAAGCGGUGAGAGGAUGGUCGGUUCUCCAGGGCGAGGAUAGUCCUAGUGUGUUGCAGUAUGAAGCGCUGCUGCGAAAUUUGGAGAAGCAUGAGCUGUAUGGGAUGUCGAAGAAGUGGAAGGUGGCUGUGGAUGAGGUUCCGAGGGGGCUUGGGGGGGAGGAGUGGGAGAAUUUGUUGUGGAGGAGGGAGAAGAUUAGGAGGCCGGGAAAACCGUGA
Molecule: messenger RNA, 1005 nt
Organism: Botrytis porri
Lineage: Eukaryota; Fungi; Ascomycota; Leotiomycetes; Helotiales; Sclerotiniaceae
Exons: 1
Coding region: 1-1005 (334 amino acids)
Molecular function (GO): protein binding
Source: RefSeq, a predicted model, not a curated record